Toxorhynchites rutilus septentrionalis is the source of this 987-nucleotide messenger RNA. RefSeq lists its product as uncharacterized. Bases 317 to 889 code for a protein of 190 amino acids. NCBI's taxonomy places the organism in Eukaryota, Metazoa, Arthropoda, Insecta, Diptera, Culicidae. The record is from RefSeq and is a predicted model, not a curated record. The transcript is spliced from 2 exons.
AGUAACUGUACGCCCUAUGUAUUUCUGUUCAAUGUAGUCCUACGUUUGAAAACAGUUUGAACAAUAUUUCGAUGAGAAUUCACUUACAAUUUCUGGGAGAAAGUUAUUCUCGAGCUGCGUGAAAAAUCAUAUCGCGAAACACAACAAUAAAACAAGACACAACGUCAGAAUGAAAAUCGAUGCAAAAGUAGGCCGGGAUCCUUUAUCCGAAUUCUAAUUUUCAAUCGAAGCAAGCAUUUUGUUGAUGCGACGAUUUUGCUCACUGAGGAUUAUAGUUACAUGAGAGAAGCAACUAAAAUUCUCACCAGAAGCCAAAAUGGAGCGAGGACCAGUUACUUCAAGAAUUCCGUCAAUACCAAAGAUUCCCAUAUGCUCUUGGGCCAGUCAGGAGACUGGAGUUAAGAAGGAAAAGGAUCGUACUUCGAAGAAGGGCGUUGAAUAUGUAGGCAAUCAACAAAUGGAGAAAAAACAUCAAAUAUGGUUUUUCAACUACAGUGGAUGGUGGAUGUGGAUUGAAGAAGAAACAUCGCCGCAGCUUGUCCCAAUUGACAUCAAGUUAUCGUAUGCGAACUUCAAUGAACCUAAAAUAGAGAGGAUCGAGGAUAUAACUCCUCUGGAGUUGGUUCCCAGUGACGCGCAUCUGGAGGAUGAUGACGAAGAUGUAUUUGACUGGGAACCAGGAAAUAUUUCGGAGAUAGACUAUCCAGUUUUAAUGAAGAUAAAAGCUGAAAGAGAUCUCUUGAAAAUAAAAGCAGAGAACGAGAAACUUCGGCAAGAGAACCAGCGAUUGAAGGCUAAAAAAGGCGUAAGCCUAAUAAACCGAUUAUGUUUCCGAUUCAUGCUAUUCAUGGUGGGCGAGGUGGCGGAAUCGGUUUUUAACUCAUUUUGAAUCAAUUGUAUCAACUGAAUUAGGUGGUGAAUGUUUUUUGUGUUGCGUUGUUUUGUGUAUUUUUUGUUUGUUUUCUGUUGUUGUUGCGAGUUGUUGUU